Molecule: messenger RNA, 2507 nt
Organism: Eutrema salsugineum
Lineage: Eukaryota; Viridiplantae; Streptophyta; Magnoliopsida; Brassicales; Brassicaceae
Exons: 9
Coding region: 219-2279 (686 amino acids)
Molecular function (GO): ATP hydrolysis activity
Source: RefSeq, a predicted model, not a curated record
UCUUCACGCAUCAUAUUAUUGAGAAGAAAAAACUAAAUAGUAGACUGUAAACGUCGUCGUUUCGUUUUGCUUCAUAUUUUCUCCUCCUCAGUUCCUCCUUUUUAGCUUCGUUUCUGCUUUCAGAAAACACAUACUCCAGUCUCGAAAAAACGAAAAACGGAAUCUUUUUCAUUAAUUUAAUUAAAAGUAUAUAAAUUUUUGUUUCAAAAGUACUUGUGAUGAGGGCGUUGAAUUCGCGGCUAGUUCUGAUCGACAUCAACAGCUCAUGGCAAGCAUCUCGCCGGUUGAUCUCCGCCACCGCAACCGCUUUUUCAUCCGACUCCUCCUCUUCAUUCCGUCGAACACGUGGUGCCCGUCAGAGAAUCGCUUCGUCCAAGUCUCCGGCGUCGCCGUCUCCAGUGCGGAGACCUUCUGAUGGAUUCAGUUUCGAUGUUCGACCACCGUCAGCAGAUUCAGAGAACUCCGCGUCGAUCUCAUCGCGCAAACCAGCUACGGCGCCGCCUACGGUGGAGCUUGACGCUUUCCUCGAGAUUCUUCCUCCCGCUACGAGGAAGGAGCUGGUUAAGCACGAGGCGAUCGGGGAAUUGAUUGAGGUUGUGAUGGAUUUAGGGAGAAAGCCACUAGCUAGAUUCCCUUCCGGCGAUUGGGUAAUCUCAGAGCAGCCUGUGACACAGCAGGAUCUGAAGCUUGCGGUAUCAAAGGUUGGUGAUUUUUCGGAUGAUAACCGAUCAGGGAUUAACAGAUCUUUGCAUCGUAUAAGCGCUAUACGUAACCGCAAGCUGCAAGUGAUUGGUCUAACAUGUCGAGUGGGUCGAGCCGUAUCUGGAAGUGCAGAGAUCAUAAGAGACUUGAUAGAAGGAGGAGGAUCCAUCUUGGUCAUUGGAUCUCCUGGAGUUGGCAAAACAACUUUAAUCAGAGAAAUCGCACGUAUGUUAGCUGAUGAGCAUAGGAAGCGAGUAGUGAUUGUUGACACGUCAAAUGAGAUUGGAGGUGAUGGUGAUGUUCCUCAUUCUGGAAUCGGCCGUGCCAGGCGGAUGCAAGUUCCAAAUGUGAAUUUACAGCACGAUGUUAUGAUUGAGGCGGUUGAGAAUCAUAUGCCUGAGACCAUCAUCAUCGAUGAGAUAGGAACAGAGCUUGAAGCAUUAGCUGCUAGCACUAUUGCUCAACGAGGCGUCCAGCUUGUUGCAACUGCUCAUGGGAUGACUAUAGACAACAUAAUUAAGAAUCCUUCUUUGCAGAUCCUUAUUGGUGGCAUUGAGAGUGUGACUCUUGGUGAUGAAGAGGCAAGGAAAAGAAAAGUGCAGAAGACAAUUCUUGAAAGAAAAGGACCUCCAACAUUUACUUGUGCUGUCGAGAUGAUAUCGAGAACCGAGUGCCGUGUUCAUCAAAGGCUAGAUGUCACCGUUGAUGCUAUACUAGCUGGAAGAUCCGCUCCAUGUGAGAUUCGUCAAAUUCGUGGCGAAGACGAUGUUCCUCAUAAGUUAGUGACUCCCGCUCCUUUGGAGAACCUUGAAGAGGAGCCUGCACCAUUGCUCAACAGAGAUUUUGCAAGUGAAGUGCUGUCUGACGACGAAGACGAAGACUUUCUUCCCACUCGGUAUAAGAAGGCCAGCAGUAACAUAUCCAUGAGCCAAAGAAGUUCACCUGUUCAUGUUUACACUUACAAUGUCUUGGAAGCUGAUCUCCUUCAGGUAGCCGAAGUUAUGGGCCUAGAAAACGACAUAGAAGUGACAGAUGAUGUUGGAGAAGCAGAUGUCAUUCUAGCCUCAAGUUCUGAAUUGAAACAUAAUUCAUCGAUCCGUCGUGUUGCCAAAUUACACAAGCUACCGAUAUUUGUCAUUAAGUCAACUACAAUGGCUCAGAUGGUCAAGGCAGUUCGAAUGAUCCUUGGGAGAGAAUCGUUUGGCUCAGCCCCUAGAACCGUAGAGAAAACUUCUGUUGAUGAUAUCGAGAUCAAAGAUGAUGCUCCAGAGAGCAAACCCAGUUUAGAAGAACUUGAUGCCCUCGAGGAGGUCCGUCUAGCAAUCGAAUACAUUGUAAUACCGGGAGGUGAGCCAGUGGAGCUUCUUCCUAGACGGUCAGACAUAAUAGUCCGGCAGCUAGAGCUGGUAGAGAGUUAUCAACUCGCGGUGGAGAAUCUCGGGACUCACCUUAAUCCGCGGCUUCAGAUACUUCCUCGUCGAUCCACCAAGAAGAUGUUGCCAUCUUCAUCCCCAAAGAAAGCAGCAGAUGAUAGCAUGGGGAAUGGCGUUACUCGUCUUCCUUUCCUUAAGGAUUAACAUCUCUGACUCAGCAUAUGGAUCCUAUACACACAUUGGAGACACUCUUGAACAUUUACUCUGUAAGUCUUCGUAAAUACUCUGUUGAUGUUGUUGGUCAUUGUUACUCAUUGGCAAUGUAAGUAAGUUACAGAGGCAAUGCUUUUGUCUUCUUUAAAAAUCCCAUGGGCAAUCCUGUAGAUAUUUCUUUGCUCAAAGAGUAUUUAUAAAUAGAAUUUAUUCAAGAUA